Molecule: messenger RNA, 979 nt
Organism: Brassica rapa (field mustard)
Lineage: Eukaryota; Viridiplantae; Streptophyta; Magnoliopsida; Brassicales; Brassicaceae
Cellular component (GO): cytoplasm
Molecular function (GO): flavin adenine dinucleotide binding; electron-transferring-flavoprotein dehydrogenase activity
Source: RefSeq, a predicted model, not a curated record
AAUGACUCUUGGAUUCGAUUUCAAGAACAAGAAGAAAAACAUAACAAACAAGAAGUAGUAGAAGAACAUUCAAGCCUGAAUCACUAAAAUGGCAGAGAUAGAAUCUGAGUCUAAACAAGGAAGAAGGGUGGUGGUGAUCGGCGGCCGAGUCGCAGGCUCCCUCGCAGCGAAGUUGCUUCAGUUCCAUGCUGAUGUCAUCCUCAUCGAUCCGAAGGAGUACUUUGAGAUCACGUGGGCGAGCUUGAGAUCCAUGGGGGAGCCUUCGUUUGCUGAAAGAACAAUUAUCAACCACAAAAACUACUUCAAGAAAGGCCGUGUUGUUACUUCUCCGGCGGUCAACAUCACGGAGACUGAUGUAAUGACAGCAGAUGGAGAUGUGACUGGAUAUGAUUAAACCAUACUCGCAGAUUGUCAUUUCCUCUGCGUUGAGAAGCCUCUGUCUUCUCAAUGGCUCAAUGGAACCUCUCUGAAAGAUAGCUUGGAUGGUAAAGGGAGAGUCAUGGUUGAUGAGAACUUGAGGAUUAAGGAUAGAAAGAAUGUAUUUGCCAUUGGUGAUAUCACUAAUAUUCCUGUAAGUUCACAAGACCAUAACAUUUUCAGGUUUUUUUUACAUAGUUUCUUGUUUUGAUUAUAUGAUUUUUGUAAUGACAGGAUAUAUAGCGGAGAUGCAUGCUAAUGUGGCUGUGAAGAACAUAAAGGUAAUGAUGUCUGGUGGGGAAAAGAAGAAGAAGAUGUCAACUGUACAAGCCUGGAUCAGAGAUGGCUAUUGUAUCAUUAGGAAGAAAAUACUCGGUGGCACAGGACAGUCAUUGGUUGCCUCCCUGGUUUGAUCAAGUCCAAGGAUCUAUUCGUGGGGAAGACAAGAGGGUAAACCCUAAAUGUGUGCACGGUUGAGUCUUUUAGCGGAUGUAAUCAUGUUUAUAUGUUGUUUCUGUAUUGAUCUCAUUGUUUUAGUGUGGAGUGACUGAUUGUUUUUGCU